AUGUUGUUGAAGUAGAAGAUUGAGGUUAUCUCAUAUGUGUGUUUAUCGAUAUGCGUAAAGAAUUAUAACCAAGAUAUUAACUUACAAAAGUUUACAAUGGGUGUAUUAGCAAAUGAUGAUAGUGGUAAAAGUGUAAACUAUAAUUUCCAAAGGAAAGCAGGCAGGAGUAUCAUAGAACAUCGUCCAGUUUUCUCACCGGAUGGAGAAUCAGUGGCAAUAAUUGUUGAGAAUGUAGUACGAGUAUACAAUAUCCAAACAGGGGACUGUGUCCGAACACUUGAAACAGAGGUUACUAUAAAUAAACUGAUUGCGAUACAGUUUCCUGAAAAUGAAGGCUACAAUUUGUAUGGGUGUUCCGACACUGGUCAUGUCACAACAUGGACAUGGGAGAAUGGAGCUGUACUCAGAGAAAUUAAAUUGAGACUUCCAAAUAACUCAACAAUACAUACCUUUGACUUGGUAGAUAGCAAUGAAUGUUGCAUUACCGUUAGUCUACCGAAUCAGAAACAACUGACACUCAGCACUCACUCCGUAAAGACCGGGGAACUGAUAUAUGAAUACCAAGAAACUAAACCUAAGCAUUGUGAUAUGAUAUGCGUAUCUUUAGGUUGGUGUAACGGAGACAGAUAUGCUGCAGUCACAAAUGGAAGUAGAACAUUGUAUAUUCAAAAUCUACAACAACCGCAUGUCAAGUCUCGAAUACAUAACCAUAAUGAUUACCGAAUAAUGUCAGUAGCAGCCCAUCAGAAGGCUAAUACCGUAGCUAUUACUGACACGUUAGGCCGAGUCACUAUCAUUAGAGGCAACUUGUUUGAUAUCAGGCAAAUUGCAAGAGAGGUGCUACAUUGGCAUUUCCUGCCACCACUCGCAACAUGUUUUUCUCUACAAGGUAAUUACCUAUACACUGGGGGAAUGGAGAAAGUUCUUGUAAAGUGGACCAUUGGAAGUUUGGCAUACAAAGCCAAUGAAAAGGCGUUCAUCCCUCGCCUGCCGGGAAUGAUCCGAUUUAUUACUACCAACAACAAUCAUGUUGCUGUCACAUUAACAAAUAAUUCGGUAGUGAUAGCGAACGCCCAGCUCCGCGUGGUAUGCACGCUGCUAGAGUGCGGCGGCGCGUCUCACGGCGCCCGCGCCGCCGCGCCCGCGCUCGUGUACCACGCGCCGCUCGCCGCGCUCAUCACGCCCGGCCGCACCGGACAUCUGCAGCUGUAUUCUACUGCUACUGACAAAGUUUUGUACAAUUUAGACAUAACAGAAAUGAACAAUUUACCGUCCGAGAGAUGGAAUCUUUUACCACUAGAAACAGAAGUGACAUGCGCCGCCGUCAGCGGCAACGGUGACUGGCUCGUCACCUCAGAGUACAGGAACGACGGCAUUACAUACCCCGAGGAGAAACUCAAGUUCUGGGCAGCGCUCCACAAGAGCGCCACGCCCUUCCAACUCAACACCUGCGUCAACCUGUCCCACGGGGGCUGCAAUGUGGUCUCUAUCGCUCUCAACUAUAGAGGCGACUUUUGCGUAUCCGCCGGCACAGACGAAAAGUUCAGAAUAUGGAAAAAAGAAAACACUUCACAGACAAACCGCAAAAAAAUCGCUUGGACUUGUUUGACUGCUUGUUAUUACUCAUCUGGGGUUGGUCAGUUUAUUUCGAAUAGUGUUCUAAAUAGUUUCAAAGAUGGCGUCAGGCGUAAGGCAGGGAAGGAUGAAGACUUGCCUUAUUUGCGGGAGGAGGGGAGUAAGAAUGAUAUAAUAAAGAAAUUGUUUAAUAUUCAUAAGGAGCAUUCGUUAGUUGACGAGGAGGGGCUGAAUGUGCCUAGUAGGAGGGAGAAUGAGUAUGACAUGGGAGGUAUCGCGGUAUCUCAGGACGGGUCGCUGAUCGCGGCGUGGUUCGGCUGCAAGCUGACGCUGUGGGACUCGCACGUGUGCAGCCUCAGCACCACGCUGUGCCACCCCGCGCUGCGCCCCAAGGGGGUGCACGUACAGUUCGGAAACAGAGACGCUGCACAUUAUUUGGUGUGCACGACAGAAAGCUGUUUAGCAGUAUGGAGUCUGUUAUCUCUGACGGUGAAAUGGCUCGUUCAAAUAAACCCGACGUGCUUGACCGCUCAUAGGUUCUCCAACAAACUGGCUGUCGUUACGGCUAAUAAUGAUGUUCACGUUUUCACACCGCACAGUUCGAAGCCGAUUCUAACUAAAAAACGCCUACUAGACCCCGCUACCGGCGUAUUCACGCAGUGCACUUUUGGCCGCUGCUUCGACGAUGAUAUAAGAUUGUACCUUAUGAGGAAUAAUUCUGAGAUCUACUGCAUCGAGCCAGAGCAAACGGAAGAGCAUCGUUUGGAAGUGAUAUCGCAACGCAAACUGCCCACAUCGAACUUCAGCGCGUUGUUGGCUGAACAGCAACUGUCUGAGGUGCAAACUGGAGUCGGGGACACCAACGUCAUCGAUGCCAACAAUCUUGCAGGCUCUACUAUCGCGCAGUUUUCGAUGUCGUCUCCUCACAUGGUACCGCCAGUAAGCCUUCUUUGCACUUCAUUCCUCCAACGGCUCAGUGGCAUGGAACAAUUGGAGACCACAGAUGACUCUCGCGAAGAGAAGCCGAUGGAAGUUGACGAGGACUCCAGCGAUGAUGAAGACUCUGCCGAUUCAAAACUGAAUGGACCCUAUGCCCCGAGAGUGACGGAACUAUGGACACCGAACUAUGAGGCCGUCAAAGAGAAGAAAUUAAACAAAAUCAUGAAUGAACCUUUUCUGGACUUACACUCGACCAGUGCAAUGUUUGUACUAAAUUGGACAUUUGAAGACUUAACAGAUCAAUGUAUUGGAUAUCUUGGUGAUCACCUGAAACUGUUUAUCGAAGUGACUCAAAAUGGUACUACGUCGAAACUAUAUCUGUUUGUUAAGUGUAUGCCGCGAUCCGACAAAUGGAAGAAUGCGUAUCUUGAGGAGCUUGGGUUUUUUAGAAAGGAAUACGUCAUGUUGAGUGAACUGUUUAAAACAUUUGAAUUUUACUCAGGUCCACCAGAAUGGCGUCCUAAAUCAGUGUAUAUCAAAGAAGAUAUUUUUGUAUUUGAGGAUGUCUCACGUCUGGGCUACAGAAUGCCAAAUCAUCAGGUUACUAUGACAUUUGAAGAAAUUAAAGCGUGUGUUGAAACGUUAGCUAUAUUUCACGCCGAAUCAUUCAAUUAUGAGGAAACCAGACAUACGGAUGGAAGCAAAUCAAUAUGGGAUUUAUAUAGUUCUUACCUGCAAGAACCUAGCAGUGGACAAAACUGGCGGGACACUGGAAGGAAUGCAGUAAUAGAAUUUCUUAAAGUUUUUUCUAAGUACAAAUCUAAAUGCAACUUUACUAACAGCGUCAAUUCAAUAUUACCAAAACUUUUCGACACUGCAAUGGAUCUUAUGCAGCCCAGCAAAACUUUUUAUAAUGUGGUAGUGCAUCGUGACCUUUGGACUAAUAAUAUAUUUAUAAAAAACGAAAACCAAAACUCUACUUCCCACGCGUUAUUUGUUGAUUAUCAGACUGUUCUAUAUUCAUCUCCAAUGCUUGACCUGUCAUCUCUCAUAUGUUUUAAUACUACAAGACGUGACAGAGAUCAAUGGACCACUGUGUUGCUAGAUAUUUACUAUAUCACUCUUUCUGAGAGAGCACACUGUGAUAUUGGUGAAAUGUUUGAUAUAACUUCGCUAAGAGACGAAUAUAAGAAAUGUAUGGUAUUUGGAUUGACGCAGGCUGCUCUCAUUACGCCGAUCGUAGCUAUGAGUAAAGAAAAAAGGAAAGAGAUAUUUUGCAACCUUGAAACAUCAACAAGGAUCAACGAAGUAACUCGGAGUCAAGAGUUCAUAGAUGUAGCAAAUGAAGAUAAAAAAUAUCAAACGAGAGUAACAGAAUUAUUUGAUGAAAUUGUGGAAAGAUAUGUAUUUCCUGAUGAUUUUGAAAUUGCUUUUUGAGUAUUAAAAGUAGUUUUGGUCACGGAAGCUUCGUCUAACCGCAAAAACGCCACACGAAAAUAAAUUACCUACUUGAUAUGAUAUGAUCUUAUAGUAAUAGGAGGUAGUGUCUAGUGUGGUAGGUAUCCAGGAGACGGAGAUAUUUAGUUCCCGCGUAACACAUGAUUGUAAUUCGAGAACAAUUAAUUAAAAAAAAAGAAAUCGACUUCAGCUUUUGGAUCAACGUGUAUGUGUGUGGGCAGAUGUAGAUAUACCUAUGUGAUGACAAUACCUACCCAGUUGGUGUUUAUUUUGUCCCAAAUUAGUAACCUAUAUUUCCAGUUUUAAUUUAUUUAAGCGAGAUGCUAAUGUUUCUUUUGUGUUCUUUCUAAAAAAUGAGGUAGGCAUCACAUUAAAUUAUGUGAAGUUUUUUUAAUGGUAAACUGGUGGCCCGCCCCGUCUUUCCA
Molecule: messenger RNA, 4397 nt
Organism: Helicoverpa zea (corn earworm)
Lineage: Eukaryota; Metazoa; Arthropoda; Insecta; Lepidoptera; Noctuidae
Product: WD repeat-containing protein 75
Exons: 13
Coding region: 97-3951 (1284 amino acids)
Biological process (GO): positive regulation of transcription by RNA polymerase I; positive regulation of rRNA processing
Cellular component (GO): nucleolus
Molecular function (GO): protein binding; RNA binding
Source: RefSeq, a predicted model, not a curated record